This is a messenger RNA of Penicillium cosmopolitanum, 1935 nucleotides long. RefSeq names its product putative ABC transporter. Lineage: Eukaryota; Fungi; Ascomycota; Eurotiomycetes; Eurotiales; Aspergillaceae. Gene Ontology annotation, cellular component: membrane. The record is from RefSeq and is a predicted model, not a curated record. The transcript is spliced from 8 exons. Gene Ontology annotation, molecular function: ATP binding; ATP hydrolysis activity; ABC-type transporter activity. Bases 1 to 1935 code for a protein of 644 amino acids.
AUGCUCCCACGGAAUGAACACAACCAGCCAACCCUGGUCGAUGAGACCAGGGCCAGGCCCAAAGCCCCAGACCCGGAUCUCGAACGCAACGAGGACCAUCAGUUCCUCAUGAAUCGCAGUGUUCGAAACUUCUCGUGGAAAGGAUUGACCGUCACCGUCAAGGAUCGCCAAACGAAGGAUGCUCGAGAGCUAAUCAAGGAUAUCUCGGGUGAUGUGCAGCAAGGUGAACUGGUUGCCUUGAUGGGCCCAUCGGGCUGCGGAAAGACAACCCUGCUCAACGUACUGGCGCGCCGCCCAGCAGCAUCGGGCGCUAAAGUCCUCGGCGAUAGCUAUGUCAACGGGACCAAGGUCGACAGUAGCGCAUUCGGUCGCAUGACUUCAUACGUGGAGCAAGAAGACACUCUCAUCGGAUCACUCACAGUGCGCGAGACACUCAAGUUUGCAGCAGACCUCUCACUGCCCAGCUCCGUGACAAAGAGCCAGCGCAUCAAGCGUAUCGAUACACUUCUCGAGGCCUUCGGAAUCCAGAACCAGGCCAACACCCUAGUCGGCACCCCGAUCCGGAAGGGCAUCAGCGGCGGUCAAAAGCGACGUGCCAGCGUGGCGAGCCAGCUCAUCACUUGCCCGAAGAUUCUAUUUCUAGACGAGCCGACCAGUGGUCUAGACUCGACGGCCAGUUUCGAGGUCAUGUCGUAUGCGAAGGAGCUAGCAAGAGCCAACAACAUCAUUAUCAUCGCAAGUAUUCACCAACCGUCCACAACAACCUUCCAGCUCUUCGACAAGCUGUUGCUGCUAUCUGCCGGCCGCACAUGCUAUUUCGGCCCCCUGGCUGGCAUCGAUGGGUACUUCCGCGAGAUUGGGCACCCGAUUCCCGGUAGUACCAACCCGGCGGAGUUUUUGCUUGAUAUUGUUAGCUCCGACUUCGGCAACGCGAAGGAAGUUGCACAAGAGCGGGUGCAGCUUAUCCAGCAUUCGUGGGCCCAGUCUAUGGAAGCCGAUGCUAUCUCACGGCAGAUUUUUGAUCGAUUCAGCGUAGCGGAGAAGGAUGAGAGUAGAGUGGACGUGGAGGAUAUUGUGAGGCCGGGAUCGAUCAGGAUCACCGGUGCUUUGCUUCAUCGAUCGUUCAUCAAGAGUUACCGCGAUGUGGUGGCGUACGGGAUUCGCAUAGUGAUGUAUCUUGGUCUCGCCAUCAUGAUGGGUACAGUUUGGCUGCGUCUACAGCCGACACAGGAGUCUAUCCAACCAUUCGUCAAUGCCAUUUUCUUCGGUUCCGCAUUCAUGUCAUUCAUGGCUGUAGCAUACGUCCCAGCAUUCUUGGAAGAUAGAGCGAAUUUUGCCAAAGAGCGAGCAAAUGGCUUGUAUGGGGCAACUCCAUUCAUCAUCUCGAAUUUUCUCAUCGGUCUGCCAUUUCUGUUCCUUAUCGCUUUGCUCUUCUCCGUAAUCUCCUACUGGCUUUCCAAUUUCCAGCCCACCGGCCAAGCAUUCAUGACCUGGGUGAUGUGGCUCUUCCUUGACCUAGUCGCCGCCGAAUCACUGGUCGUCUUCAUCACGGCCAUAUUUCCGAACUUUGUCAUCGCCCUCGCACUGGUCGCCUUUGCCAAUGGGCUCUGGAUGAGCGUGGGUGGAUUCCUCGUGACGCCAACAAUUCUGAAUCCGUUCUGGAAAUACGUCUUUCACUACAUUGAUUACCAGGCCUACGUUUUCCAAGGCAUGAUGGUAAACGAAUUCUCGGACCGCAUUUACACCUGCGGCACAGGCUGCCAUUGCAUGUACAACACCGACCUCGCCGAUCAGUGUCAGAUCCGUGGAACCGGCGUCCUGGAAACAUAUGGAUAUGCAACCGGUAGGACGGGGAAAUGGGUGGGGAUUCUCGUCGGUAUCAUUGCGGUGUAUCGACUCCUUGGAUGGAUUGCGCUGUCACUGCGCAAGACCUAA